AUGGGGAACUGCGGGUCAUCGUGUUCGUCAUGCUGCAAAGGCCGGUCGCGCGACGGUGGACUCUAUGAACCCGUCUUACAGGACAGUGAGCGAGAAGCGGUGUCGGAUCUGCUACAAUAUCUCGAGAACCGGUCCGAAGUCGACUUCUUCAGCGGGGAGCCUCUACGAGCGCUCAGUACGCUGGUAUACUCCGACAAUGUCGACCUACAGCGAAGCGCGAGCUUGACUUUCGCCGAGAUCACCGAACGAGAUGUUCGGGAGGUCGAUCGCGAUACGUUGGAGCCCAUCUUGUUUCUCCUGCAAAACCCAGAUCUCGAGGUGCAGCGGGCCGCUAGUGCAGCGCUCGGCAACCUCGCUGUCAAUACCGAAAACAAGGUUGCGAUUGUACUGUUGGGUGGUUUGGCACCUCUGAUCCGUCAGAUGAUGUCGCCGAACGUCGAGGUGCAGUGCAAUGCCGUUGGAUGCAUCACCAACCUGGCGACCCACGAGGACAACAAGGCGAAGAUUGCGAGGUCAGGAGCCCUCGGUCCUCUGACCAGACUGGCGAAAUCAAAGGAUAUGAGGGUCCAGCGUAAUGCUACUGGGGCUCUGUUGAAUAUGACACAUUCCGAUGACAAUCGACAACAGCUCGUCAACGCGGGUGCCAUCCCCGUUCUCGUUUCCCUCCUCUCGUCCCACGAUGUCGAUGUCCAGUACUACUGUACCACCGCCCUCAGCAAUAUCGCCGUCGACUGUAACAACCGGAAAAAGCUCGUGGCGACUGAGCCAAAACUCGUUUUCUCUCUCGUCCACCUGAUGGAUUCCUCGAGCCCCAAGGUCCAGUGUCAAGCGGCGUUGGCGCUACGAAACCUGGCGUCGGAUGAGAAAUACCAGUUGGAGAUUGUUCGUGCCAAGGGCCUGCCGCCGCUCCUCCGGCUGCUUCAGUCCACUUUCCUUCCUCUGAUCUUGUCCGCCGUCGCCUGCAUCCGCAACAUCUCAAUACACCCCCUCAACGAGUCACCCAUAAUCGAGGCCGGAUUUUUGAGGCCGUUGGUUGAUUUGCUCGGGUCGACGGACAACGAGGAGAUUCAGUGCCACGCCAUCUCGACGCUGCGGAAUCUUGCCGCCAGUUCGGACAAGAACAAGGAAUUGGUGCUGGAGGCGGGUGCGGUCCAGAAAUGCAAGCAGCUGGUUUUGGACGUGCCUCUGAGCGUUCAAUCCGAGAUGACCGCCGCCAUCGCGGUUCUGGCAUUGAGCGACGAUCUGAAGGCGCAUCUACUGAGCCUCGGUGUGUUCGACGUGUUGAUUCCUCUGACCGCUUCGGAGAGUAUCGAGGUGCAAGGAAACAGCGCUGCUGCCCUUGGAAACCUGUCUUCAAAAGUUGGCGAUUACUCGAUGUUCGUUCAAGACUGGCAGAAGCCUGCGGGCGGUAUUCACGGUUACCUCAAGCGAUUCCUCGAGAGCAAUGACCCGACAUUCCAGCACAUCGCCAUCUGGACCCUCCUCCAACUGCUCGAAUCGGAGGACGCCAAGCUAAAGGCGCUGAUCAGUCAGUCCACGGAGAUCGUAUCGAUGAUCCGCGAGAUCGCGAACAAGGCGGUAGACUCUGACGAUGAAGGUGACGAUGGCGAGGCAGAGGUGAUCUUCCUCGCACGGAGGUCGGCAAAUCUGUUAGAAGGCGCGGAUGGUUCUGUUGCCAUUGCCAAAACGCAGUAA
Messenger RNA from Tricharina praecox, 1695 nucleotides. Its product is annotated as armadillo-type protein. NCBI's taxonomy places the organism in Eukaryota, Fungi, Ascomycota, Pezizomycetes, Pezizales, Pyronemataceae. Gene Ontology annotation, biological process: vacuole inheritance; nucleus-vacuole junction assembly. Gene Ontology annotation, molecular function: protein binding; protein-membrane adaptor activity. Gene Ontology annotation, cellular component: fungal-type vacuole membrane. The transcript is spliced from 7 exons. The record is from RefSeq and is a predicted model, not a curated record. Bases 1 to 1695 code for a protein of 564 amino acids.